UAACACUGAACAGACUAUUCACAGCACGACCAGAACCUUCUUCACAGCAAAGCACUCUGUAAAGAAUGUUGCAUUAUGGGUGAGGUACAAAAGGGUUUGUUGUCACUGGCAGAAGAACUAAGAAAAGUAGAAGAUCUAGAUGAAAAUGCUAUUAGAAUAAUAUUACUAGGACUGGACAAUGCUGGCAAGACAACCAUCUUGACCCGCCUUGCUUUGGAGGAAAUCAGCAAUAUAACUCCAACACAGGGGUUCAAUAUCAAAAGUGUACAAUCACAAGGUUUGAGGUUGUCUGUCUGGGACAUUGGAGGUCAAAGAACAAUUCGUUGCCAUUGGAAGAAAUACCUUGGAAACACAGACUUAUUGAUCUAUGUUGUCGACAGUGCAGAUCGUAAACGAUUUGAAGAAACAGGGCAGGAGCUGGCAGAACUGAUAGAAGAGGACAGUCUACUUGGUGUUCCCCUUCUGGUUUUUGCUAAUAAACAAGACUUAUUGACUGCUGCUCCUGCCGCUGACAUUGCUGCUGGACUGAACCUGCACACCUACCGAGACCGUAUGUGGCAGAUCCAAGCCUGUUCUGCACUCUCAGGAGAAGGGAUUCAGGAUGGAAUGAAUUGGAUAUGUAAAAACAUCACUACAAAGAAAAAAUGAAAUAGCUGCUUCAUAGAAGACCAUCCAAAGCUAAAUCGACUUAUCAUAAAAUUAUAAUAACAAGCUAUAUGGAUGCAGGAUGAGG
Messenger RNA from Bufo gargarizans (Asiatic toad), 733 nucleotides. Its product is annotated as ADP-ribosylation factor-like protein 3. Gene Ontology annotation, biological process: cilium assembly. Gene Ontology annotation, cellular component: microtubule cytoskeleton; cytoplasm. NCBI's taxonomy places the organism in Eukaryota, Metazoa, Chordata, Amphibia, Anura, Bufonidae. Bases 76 to 648 code for a protein of 190 amino acids. The transcript is spliced from 6 exons. Gene Ontology annotation, molecular function: GTP binding; GTPase activity. The record is from RefSeq and is a predicted model, not a curated record.